Messenger RNA from Kwoniella mangroviensis CBS 8507, 1389 nucleotides. RefSeq lists its product as uncharacterized. The transcript has 3 exons. NCBI's taxonomy places the organism in Eukaryota, Fungi, Basidiomycota, Tremellomycetes, Tremellales, Cryptococcaceae. Bases 1 to 1389 code for a protein of 462 amino acids. The record is from RefSeq and is a predicted model, not a curated record.
AUGACUUUCCCAUUCUUGGGCUAUUCCCCUUUGGAUUAUGAGUACGAUGUUGAACCUGUCAUUGCUUCACCUCAUACCCCACCAUCCCCUCCUGCCUCUCCUAUCACUUGUGACACCCUUGCCGUUGAUGAGAAUGAUGAGAAUAAGAUAUCAGUAUCAAACGGCAAAAGUGCCGAGAUGGUGUGGUCGAUCCCUCAUCUAUGUGAAGCCAUCUUAUUUCAUCUAGGCAAGGAAGACAUCUUCAGACUAUUUCGAGCCAGUCGAUUCUAUUUCAAAAUUAUCAUCGCCCAUAGUGGGGCAUACCGGAAGAUACCCCACCAGGUCUACUCUGCUACCUUAGAGACUUGCCCGAAAGAAAGAAUGGAUAUCUAUUUUGAUGCAGUCAGGCAAAUCGAUCUCUAUUCUCGGGGUAGACCACCUCAGCCCGCUCGAUGGGGAAAGAUCCUAACUGAUUUACCUAAUGUCGAAAGUAUAUCCCGAGGAGAUAAUACCUUAUAUCGAUCUACUGAACUUGGUAAAUUCAUCUACGAAUCCGAAUACACCGAUACCAUCGUACUUGGCGAACCUCAUCCGAGACUUCGUUAUCCCAACUUCAUACCGAAAGAUUGGAUCCUUCGACCAAUUCUUCAUAUUACGAUUAGUGGCGAGACGACAAUUCCAGGUAUCGAAGAGAGAGGGAGAGUGUUCAAGGAUGUUUUAUCUACGAGGGUGAAGGCUUUAGAAGGUCAACUGAAAACUUUGGAUAUUGAUAUAGCACUUCCCACUGCAGUGAUGCGCCAGACCUUACAAGAAUUGAGGACGUAUGGAUGCGAAGCUCUCCAGACUUUCUCUUUCAUACAGUACGACGAGGAAGUCAUUGAUUACCUUGAACACAUACCAGAAAGUGUGAAAGACCUGGAUGUUCAAUCUGAAUCAUUCGACACUACGUAUAUACCAAUUUUAGAAUUACUCAACUCGAACAAUAUUAUCAAGCUCAGGCAUCUGGAGAAGCUGUGUAUACGAUUGACAUUACCAGACUUCGCCCACAUCUCCAGUGUAAAGUUACCGGACUUGACCAUCAGUCAAGAUGAACUUCCUCUACGAUUUCUCGGAAAUACCAAAUUCCGCUUGACGUUCCCAAACGACCAUCCCUUGGACAAACCUGAUCAAGUAUCGACGUAUGCGACAUUCUUACGACGCUUGGCGAUACGUAUGUUUCCGUUGCUGGACCCACGCGAUCUCUCACAUCUUGGUGGACCGCGACCGACUAUCUCAUCAUGGAGCGAUACCGCCGGAUCCAAAGCCAGUCUACGCUAUGAUGCGGAGCAUAGUCGUGUCUUGAAUACCUUUUUUUCGAAUGAGCUUAGCAGGCUGAUUCGAGAGAAGGUAAACACAGGUACGACCGCAUAA